AUGUAUUCAAUUGUUGCUUCAUUGGACUCCAUGGACGUUGACCACGACAAAUGUGAAGGGGAGGGGACUCACCUAGAACCGAUGGACAUUGACCACGACGAACACAAAGGGGAGGAUGUCGCAAACAACACUCAACCGGAAAACUACAUGAUCGUCGAUGAUGAUGAGGCCGGUGGGGAGGAUGCGAUGGAGGUGUGCGACAGUGUAAUGGAGAACAGUGCUCAACCGGAAUAUAUGGACAUUGAUGAUGUUGAUGUAGAGAUGCGCGCUCACUCGGAUGACAUGGAUAUCGACAUGUGA
Suillus fuscotomentosus is the source of this 300-nucleotide messenger RNA. RefSeq lists its product as uncharacterized. NCBI's taxonomy places the organism in Eukaryota, Fungi, Basidiomycota, Agaricomycetes, Boletales, Suillaceae. The transcript is spliced from 6 exons. The record is from RefSeq and is a predicted model, not a curated record. The coding region runs from base 1 to 300 and encodes 99 amino acids.